This is a messenger RNA of Chondrus crispus (carragheen), 111 nucleotides long. RefSeq lists its product as hypothetical. NCBI's taxonomy places the organism in Eukaryota, Rhodophyta, Florideophyceae, Gigartinales, Gigartinaceae. The transcript has a single exon. The record is from RefSeq and is a predicted model, not a curated record. The coding region runs from base 1 to 111 and encodes 36 amino acids.
AUGCCUUGGUGUUCGUUCGCGAUCAAGCCUCCAAAGGCUUGCUGGGUCAACCAAAGAGUGGGAAGCGCGCAAUGGUACAUGACGCAAUCUGCCGCUCAUAACCGCCUUUGA